This is a messenger RNA of Dictyostelium discoideum AX4, 4002 nucleotides long. RefSeq lists its product as hypothetical. The record is from RefSeq and is a predicted model, not a curated record. The transcript is spliced from 5 exons. Bases 1 to 4002 code for a protein of 1333 amino acids. Lineage: Eukaryota; Evosea; Eumycetozoa; Dictyosteliales; Dictyosteliaceae.
AUGAGAAUAACAAAUAUAUUACCAAAAAUUAUAUCAUCAAAACUUUUAGGUAAUGGAUCAUAUUCAAAUUCACCAACGCAAUGUUUACAAAGGGUUUAUGAACUUGUUGAAAAAAAUGGUUACAGUAUUGUGGCAACACAAGAUUAUUCAAUUGUUACAGAAAAUUCAACACAUUCCCUUUUACUAGCCUCAUAUUUUUCAAAUGUUGAUACUACUGGUGUUUACUGUGAUUUAGUUUUAAAUAGAAAUAAUGUAGAUCAAAUAACCUUAAAGAGUUUAUUUCCAAUUGACUGUUCAGGACCACCACAUCCAUUACAAUUUAAUAUUAAUGGUACAAAAUUUAUUAUUUCAUUUAGUGGUGGUAUUGGAAGUAGUUCAUUAAGUUUUAAAAUUUUUGGGUUAAAAAAAGAUUUACUAUCAAUUUCAUGUAGAGUCUUAGAAGGACCAUUUAUGUGUGAUUUUUCAGUUGAUGAUUUAAGAAAUGCUAUAUUUAAAGUAGUGAUUUAUCAUGAUGUUAAUUCAAGAUCAAAAUCAACGAUAACUAAAUUUGCAUUAGUGGAUUCUUUAUCAAGAUCAUCAGAGUUUAGUUUGGACAUUUUAAGUGAUUAUCAUUAUGUUACCGAUUCUAAUGAUAUUUUAAACUACCAAGUAUAUCCAUUACCACCAACUGGUUCAGAGUAUUUAUCAAUUCCAACAAAUAUUAUAAAAACUGUUGGAUCAUUUUCAUCAAAGAGACCAAAUAUAAUGUCAUCGAUUGGUUCUGUAGUAUUUUUCGUAUACAAUUUCGAUGGUAAUUUAUAUAAUUAUAUAUCAAAGUUUCCGUCUCUUAAUUAUGGUCUUACAGGAACCUAUGAAUUUGGUGUAUAUGGUAGUUUGGAAAAAAAUGUGAUCACACGAAAAAGAUUACCAAACUCUUUACCAACUUGUAUUGGGGAAACCAUUGAAUUCCUUAUCAUUGAUAGCGCCACUAAUUCAUCUAUGAUUGAAUUCCAAUGUCAAUCCAAUCAAGCAUCACCACCAAAUUUUGUAGAUACAAUUUCCAUUUAUCCAAAUCUAGUUUACUUUUCUUCACCUUAUGGAAUGGGUGAGGGAAAUGAAAAAGAUUAUAAAUUUAAGUUAUCAACAUUGGUACCAAAAUAUUCAACACGUAUCAGUGGAGCUUUUUUACUUUCAAGCAAAACAUUUUUUCCAAUGGGUAUACCACCAAGAGAUAAUACAUUACCAAUUGAUACAAAACCACCAUCAAUAGAGUCUGUAGAAUAUAUUCGACUACCAAAUUCAGUAAUUAUUAUUAGAGUUCAUAUUAAAGAUGAUAUAUCAGGUUUUAAGAAAAUGUUACUUGGUAAUUCAUUGAUUGGAGUAUCGGAUUUAGUAUCGGGUGAUUUAAAUGAUGGUUAUUAUGAAGCUCAAUUAACAAUUCGUACAUAUCCUCAAGUUUCAGUACAAUUAUUCGAUAGGGUUGGUAAUGAAUUUAAUCCAAAUUCAGAUUUUGCAAAUCCUUUCAUUGGUAUGGAUUAUCAAUUCCCAAGUGAGCCAUCAUUAAUUUCGACUUUUCUCGAUAUUAAUACAUUUUAUUUCGAUAAGAAUGAUAUUGAUCUUAGUAAUUUUGGUUCAGUUGUAACGGUUUAUAUAAAUUAUGAAAAUUCAUCACCAGAACAAGUGCCAUUCUUUGUAGUAUUAUUAACAGGUGAAUGGUUAAUAAAUAAAGACAUAACGCAAUAUCCAAUGUCAUGGGAUUCAAAUUUAAAAACUUUUAAAAAAAAGUUUUAUUUACCACCAAGAUUAAAUACUGGCAAUAUUGAAUAUCAAUUAUUUGUUUCACCAUUAAAUAUUGGUAGGGAAACACUUUAUUCUAAAUUUGGUAAAGCUGCUUUGCUUAGAGUAAAAUCAACUCUAUCAGAUGAAAUGCCACCAAUUGUAAGUAAAGCUUAUUUCAAUGUUAACUCUCUAACAUUGAAUAAAGGUGAUAGUGUUUUGGUUUCAUUAUUCUUAGAAAUCGAUGAUCCAAUCAAUGGUUUAAAGAAUGGUUCAUUAUCAAUCUCUUCAGAUUUCGAUUCAAUCAAUGGUUAUCAUUUUCAAUUUGAUCCAACAAGUUCAAUCAAUAGAAGUCCAUACUAUGGUAUCUAUCAAUUUUCAUUCAAAUUAACUGGUAAUUGUAGAAGUCAAAUCUUUUCAAUUCAAUCAUUAGAGUUAAUAGAUAGAUCCGAUCAUUUCUCUACAACGAUCAAUGCUUAUUCGUUGAGUCCAUUAUUUAAAAUUAAUGAUUUACCAACUUUAAAUGUAACUUGUAAUAAUCCAUUAGAUAGUGUACCACCAUUCAUUCAUUCAUUAACUCUCUCAAGAUCAUCAAUUGGUACCAAUAGUACUAAUAGAGGUAUUGUUAUUGAUUUAGUUAUAAAUGAUACAGACUCUGGUGUUUCUCAAAAACAUAUACCAUUUAUUUAUUUCGAUGAUUCUGAAAGUAAUCAAUUCAUUGCUAGACCAAUUAUAAUCCCAGAGAAAUCCACAUCAAAUUCAGUUCAUUUUAGAUUAGAAACAACUUUACCCUUUAAAAUGGGUGCUGAUACUGGUACUUUUAUUUCAGUUUAUGGUAUCUAUGAUAAUCAUUUAAAUAUUAAUGGUUACUCAAGUUCAGAUUUAUUAAAUAUUAGUAUUCAAUCAAUUAUUGAAACUCAAUUACCAGAAACACCAAUUUUAGAAUCUUACUCAAGUGUUUUAAUGUCUGGUUCAAGUUUUUUCGUUUAUGGUAAUAGAUUAGGUACAGAUUCUUCAAUUGUAAUUGUAAUGAUUGAUUUCUUGGAUGGAAAUGGUUAUAAAGUUGUAAAUUAUGAAUCUAGACUUGGUUCAGCUAUUAAAGUUGGUUUUGUAACACCAUAUUUAAAUGAGAAAUCAUUUUUCAUUAAAGUUAUCGUUGAUUCAAAUCAGUCCAAUGAAUUAUUAGUUAUACCAAUUCCAUUUUUAGAAUCACCAAAUUCUGAAGAAACUUUAAAAAACUAUUGUGAAGGUACUUGUGGUUAUCCUGAAAGAGGUUAUUGUCCAACCGAUUUAAGUGGUUGUGUUUGUAAUUCACCAUUUAGUGGUAAAAGUUGUUCAGAAGUUUCAAGUGGUACAGAAAUUAAACCAGGUGAAAAACCUGACAUUAUUUCAAAUCAUACAGAUGGUGGUGGUGAAACUUUUUCUUAUUCAAUUGAAAUUUUAGAAUUAAUAGAAUAUGGUUUGAUUGGUAAUGUUGUAAAUAGAAUUAAAUUUGAUAAAUGGACAUUUAAUAAUUUAUCAACAAGUGAUUUACCACAAUAUGUUUAUUCAACAAAUUUCAUUUAUAAUUCAGUUUCAACCAAUAUAAAUGUUUUUAUUAAAUAUUUUAAAAAAAGAGAUCAAGUUUAUUUUGCAAAUCGUUUAUUGGAUAUGGCAGAAGGAACAAUUAAAUAUCAAGUUGAAAUGAGUAAUUAUCAAUUUGCAUCACGUAUAAAUUCAUUAUCAUUAGUAAUGAGAACAACAAUUAAUUCUAAUCAAGAGAAUAGAUGUGUUGUUAAAGCUCAAGGUAAUUCAUCAAUUUCAUCUGAUUUUGUUCAAAUUCAAGUUAAUGGUAUUUCAAUUUUUGGAAAAUUAAUUAAAUUGGCAAUUAUUGAUCAAAAAAUUCAACAAGUAUCAAAUACAAUAUCACAAACUUUAGAUGGUUAUAGUGAAUUAAAAACUGGUUCAUAUAUUCAAAUUAAUUUACCAUAUUAUUCAAAAUCAGUUUCAUUAGAUCCUGAUUUUUCUGUUUUAUUAAACCCUGAUGCAAGAGAUAAAUGUAUUGAAGGUUCAAAUGAUGAUUCUGGUUUAACACAAUCUCAAUUAGCUGGUAUUAUAGUUUCAUGUGUAUUUGCUGGUUGCGUUUUAAUUUUUGUCAUUUCAUUAACACUUUAUAAGAAAUUCAAAUAUUCAACAAUUAUUAUGAAUAUUAAAGAAUUUAAAAGAGUAAAAUUAAUGAAAAAACAAAAUGAAGUUUCAAUGUCAUAA